UUACUAUGUUUUAGUCCCAUUCGGGAAAUCUCUAGAUAUAAUUUGAGUACAAACUUCAACAGCCAUCUUUGCAGUGAGGAACAAAGUGAUCAACUCCUAAACUGUUAGGUUCUUCUAUGGCAGAAAUCACCGAAACGCCCAGUCCAGAAGUCAACAAAGGGGAAUCCGGCCAGUCUACCGUCAUUGAGUUCAAUGAGGAAACCAUGAGGAAGACCGAACCUGGGAGGAAGCGCCUUUUUCUUACGCUCACCAUCUUCGUUUCUUUCCUCACUGGUUUGCCCUUUCUGUUGAAAUCAAUCGAGAUCCAUAGAGCGCCAUUGCCAUUUGUCGACAUGGAUUCACUGGCUUUAUCGAUUGAAAGGAGUCUCUUGCUAUUUCCCUGUAAAUUCCAAGCUGUAUUUGUAAACGUAGAUCACAAAACUACUUCCACCCCAACGGAACUAGGUUCUCUGAUUAUUAAUCAAGUGGAAAAACUCACUUCAGCAAAAUCUCCAGUUUGUGGUACUUGUUUAAGCAAUUUUACUGUUGCAGUAACACUUGAGAAUUCAAACUCCAAUUGCAUUUACAGUGAAAACCAGGAGAUUGGCUGGAAAUGUGGCACAUUAAGUGAAUACGGAUUUGGUGAGAGUUUGGGCGACCAAAAGACUGAUGAUUUUUUAGAGUCUUUGUUGGAUAGUAGGAGCAGUAGGGUUUAUACAAUCGUGGUAGUGAAUAAGAAUGAGGAGGUUAGAGCGGUGGUUGGGAAAUAUCGCCAUGCUUGGAUUGUAGGUAAGCUCUCAGAGCAUGAAGCAGCUGAGAAGGUGGCUGAAAUUUUUGUUGACGUGUUCGUAAAUGGUGGGAAAGCAGAAGGUUCAAUCCACGGGGAAUUUAUGCCAGUUGGUGCAGAUGGUAGGGUUGUUCUCUCAUUCAAUCUCUUGAAUGCUGAACCUCGUGAUUGGAUUUAUGAUUGGGAUUUUCAAGAGUUAGAUGAUACGUGUUUGGUUCCAAUAGUACAAGCUUUGAGACCAAUAGCUGACAUUAGCGUGGAGAGUCAGGUUCUAUACCAUACUCCGAAGUCCUCAUUUUCUAGAUGGGAUGAAAAGCUGGGGAGCUAUAUUUUCAGUAUCAAAGAUCUCCCUUUCUUUGUAAAUUCGAAUGAGUGGCAUUUGGAUACUUCGACAGGAGCUGGUGGUCGGUCAAAAAUCCUGCAUUUUGUGGUGUACGUGCCAUCAGCAGACGAAUACCCUCUUCAAUUGCAGCUUCCAAAUGGAAAACUGUCAUCUACAAAUGGAUUUAUAUCACCUAUGUGGGGAGGAGUUACUGUUUGGAAUCCGCCAGCUAUUUCAAAGACAUCAAGGAUGCAAUCUCUCAGGCAUAAAAUUCCCUCUGAGGACUUAAAGAAGGUUAUUGAAGUUUUCAUGGGGCAGUUACGACAAUUAUUUGGUCUGAAUUCCAAUAGUCUCUAUCUUGGUGCAACUGCCACAUCUAAAUUAUUAACCAGUGCAAAAGGCUUUACACAAUGGGAACUGGAUUUUAUAUCACGUCAACACACAUGCUUCAAUCUUGUUCAAUGUGGCACCACUCUUGGAUCACUUAGUCGAUUGGUUCAGUCACUUCCUAGGAUGAUAGUCAUGGAUGAUAUAGGAAAGCAGGUAAAAUUCUCUUUGGAUGCGGCAAAGUCAUCCCUAGCUAAUGUAUCAAUGGGAGAUUAUGAUGCUUCAGCUGUUUCGUCAAGACAGGCAAGAUCCUUGGCGGAAGAUGCCUUUUAUCAUCCAUCCAUGAUGUCCGUGAGCUACUAUUCAUUCGAGCACUGCUUUGCUGUCUAUUCGCCCUUCUUUCUGCCAGUUGCUAUGCAUGUCAUUCUUUCUGUUCUUAGAGAGUUUAGAAGAUACAGACGAGAGAACAGAAAAUAUAUGGCAUGGAAGGGCACACAGUCCAUACUACUCAGCUAAGCAUUGUCGUAAGCUUUUGACUUUGGGAACCGGGUGGACUAAGUUGUGGCAACAUGUCGGAGCACAUAUAUCAUCACAUGAAUUUUUGAAUCAUUCGUCCAAAAUUAGUUUAUUUUUGAAUGCUAAUGAAUAUGUUCUGACCAUCUUAAAGUGUCUCGUUUUAGUUGGAUAUAUACUAUAGAAUUUUGACACGGUGUACCCAGCACUUCUGAGAACUGUUUGGUUGUGGCUCAGGAUGCGAAAAGCGUAAAAACAACCUCAUGUUUAUAUGUUUAAUUCACCGCUGUCUUCUUAUAUUUUCCAUGCAGUGAAGAAAACCAUACUCCAUAAUAACUGUGAGGGAGAAUAAUCUGUCUGUGUUACUUCCGCCUACUUUGUUAGUUUGUUCUUUCUUUUCUUUGAAGGGCUUUACAGUUGACAUUGUUUGAAGGACAAUUUAGAAAGUGAAUUUCUUCUUUGGAAAGGCGUAUGUAUUUCAUAUCAUA
This is a messenger RNA of Cuscuta europaea, 2416 nucleotides long. NCBI's taxonomy places the organism in Eukaryota, Viridiplantae, Streptophyta, Magnoliopsida, Solanales, Convolvulaceae. The record is from the annotation of a GenBank genome assembly.